CCAGGCCCGUUCAAAGUCUGUGUCCGGGAAAGGGCCCUGGAUCACCGUCAUACUCAACUAUGACGGUGGAGAUGAGCUGGUACUGAAGAUGAACGUAGAGGGAGCAAGAGAAGGGGAAAUGCGGACUAACCCGAAGCUGAAGGACGCGAUUUCAGAGGCGAGAGACCGAGCGGAGAGACGUUGCAGACGGGACGGAGUGACGGCAAGGCUGCGGAUAACGGUGGCUUACCACGAAACUGAGACCUCGAUGGACACAGCGGACCUGGAACAGGUCCAUCAGGACAGAGACUCAGGUGGGGAAAGUGAUAUGAGUGACGCGGAUCAGGAGACGGACCUCAGGUCCUGGAACAGACCAGGCGAGAUCGAGAGGCAUCAUCGACCCGCGAGGCCGGUGGAGGAAGGACUUGAGGCUAGCUCGAGGCAACUGACACCCCGGGGUCGCGGGACGGGUGAGAAACCGAGCAGGGGGAAAAGACAGAUGGAGAGGGUUGUCAGGUAUGCAGCGGAGCGCGGACUCGAUGUGCCCGACACGGGUGGUGCAAGGGGAGGAGAGGCGGGGCGGCGUCCGGUGGAGGAAGGGGUCGGGGGAGAUGGUGAGCAUGGUGCGCCAGACCACCCGUUGGGGGGAGGAGGCGGUGACACGGAGGAGGGCAUGAUCCACUGCGAACGCGAGGUGCGUGGCCCGGGCGAGGAGGGAGUCCCGGAACACGAGGACGUGCUAGAGUUUUAUUCAGGCACUGGGGAGAGGAUGGAGGACUUGCGGAGGCGAGAAGGCAAGAGACCUGCAACGGAGGGGUCUUCGAAGAGGAAGAAAGGAGGAACUGAUCUGGCUGCCACCCCAGCACGAAAGAGGCUUCGCCAACAGAAGGUGACUGAUGUCUAUGGUGGCGAGUGGGUUGCUCGCCACAAGAAGGCAUUCCUUCGCUGGCUCUAUUCCAGCGGGGUCUCCUUCAAUGCCUUCCUCAACCAGGCUUGGAAGGCAUAUCAACAGGUGCUUCUUGAGCAGCCUGGAAGUUCCCCGCGCGCUGUGCUCCCCAACCACAACGAGAUUGCGAGUAUGUGGGCGGUGGAAACCCACCGUGCGAAGAUGGCGGAGGAGUUGGAGGAGUUCGGGGCGGGCGCGCCUGAGUUGCAGCAGUGUGCUCUUCGGGUGAUGCACAUGUGGUCUUGCGCCUCUCCAGCAGACAGGAGCUGGGCAGUCCACGAGGGCAUUCACACGAAGAAGCGCAACCAGUUGGCCUUUGAGAAGGUCGUUCAACUCGUCGAGAUCACCGCAAAUGUGCGGUUGACGGAGUAUCAUCGGGUUGGAUGCGGUUAUGUGUUGUCAUGGCAGCGGGACGAGGGCAUGCUGGAUUGCCAGGCAGGACUCAAGGUGGAGCCUGUGCGCUCGGGGACUCACAGGGGGAUGACGGAGGAGGAGAUUGCCCGUCAGGUUGCACUUAUUACCCUGGAUCCCAUCGAGGCCUCCGCACCACCCUCUGCUGAUGCCGUUUUCGGUAGACGUGCUUGCAUUUUUCGUCCCUACCCCAAGGAGGACGACUCGGACGAGGAGCCGGUACCCGAGGCGGCGGAUGACCCUGCGCUCUGCAUUCCCCGUGAGAUCGACGAGACGCACGACGAUUCCGAUGACGACGAGACGAGGGCACACACUGCACGACGGGCGGCGAACCGGGCGGACAGGGAGAUGCUAGGGGGAGAGGAGGAGUUUUGGGGCCCAUUCGGGAAGGUCGCUUCCACGGGCGGCCCAGAGGAGCGGGCGACGACCCCCACUCCGACGAGGCGGGAGUCGUCCAUACCGCCACCUUCUGCUCCGAGUCCUGCACCACCAUCGUCCGUCUCGCCAUUUCAGUCGGCCACGGCAACGGCGGACAUGGAGGAGUUGGGGGUCUCACUCACUCUUAUCGCCUAGUACAUAUUAUUAUGGUGAUAAGACAGGUUUCUAGGAGCCCCUCUCACUCUU
This is a messenger RNA of Chara braunii, 1960 nucleotides long. The record is from the annotation of a GenBank genome assembly. NCBI's taxonomy places the organism in Eukaryota, Viridiplantae, Streptophyta, Charophyceae, Charales, Characeae.